AUGAAUAGUGUAUUCAAUGCCGCUGAAAACAGGGCAUCUCUCGAACGGGCAUAUAUCAAUUACACAAGGGCAGGUAUCAAGGUCAGGAGUCUUAUUAUUACAAACCCGCAUAAUCCAUUGGGCUGCUAUUAUUCCACAGAAGCAUUACAAGACAUCGCCCGUUUCUGCAAUAAGCACAACAUCCAUAUGAUCUCCGACGAGAUUUACGCACAUUCGACAUACUCAAACGAGCAAUUUCCGAACGCUACUACUUUCAACUCCAUCCUCUCCCUAGAUCUAAGCGAGAUCAUCGAUCAGAAUCUAGUUCAUAUCUUGUACGGCAUAAGCAAGGACUAUGGAGCAAGUGGACUCCGUGUCGGGGUACUUCAGUCACGCAAUAAGAACCUAACUGACGCUGUCUCCGCCCUAAAACCACCCAACAGCUUAUUAUCCUGGCCAUCCUUCAUGGUCCAGAACAUAUGGGCACGUGUUCUUGAAGACACGGCCUUUCUGCAAUACUUUUUCCACACGUAUUCCGAGCGUCUAACAAAAAGCUACAGUCACGUCAGAGAUUAUAUGGAAGACCAUGGAAUAGAGUAUUUUAGGGGAACCAAUGCUGGGCUGUUUGUAUGGGCUCGGAUACUCCCUUAUCCUGAUGACAACGGAACAGACGAAUAUUCUAAGCUGAAGGAAAGGUUCCUGGAGAUCUGUCUCGGUAAUGGUGUGAACAUCGCGGAUGGAGAUAGU
Molecule: messenger RNA, 726 nt
Organism: Aspergillus nomiae NRRL 13137
Lineage: Eukaryota; Fungi; Ascomycota; Eurotiomycetes; Eurotiales; Aspergillaceae
Exons: 5
Biological process (GO): amino acid metabolic process; biosynthetic process
Molecular function (GO): pyridoxal phosphate binding; transaminase activity
Source: RefSeq, a predicted model, not a curated record